AUGCCCGCCGCCCCGCCGCCGGCGUUGCCGGGUUUCUUCCGGCGACGCUGCUCGAGCGCCGGCGGAGCCGCGGGGGCAGAGCAGCCCCCGCCACGGGAAGCGGCAGGAGAACGCGGCCCGUCCCGGCAGCCGGCUGCAAAACGAGGGAACGAGCCCAAAAUCAUGGCAAAAUUUCUGUCCCAGGAUCAAAUUAACGAGUUCAAGGAAUGCUUUUCCCUGUACGAUAAGAAACAGAAAGGCAAGAUAAAAGCCACUGACCUGCUGGUUGUGAUGCGGUGCCUGGGAGCCAGCCCAACGCCCGGAGAGGUCCAGAAACACCUCCACCUGCACAAGAUCGACAGAAACGCAGAGCUGGAUUUUUCCACUUUUCUGAAUAUAAUGUACAGGCAGAUGAAGCAGGAGGAACCCGAGAAGGAAAUCCUCACGGCCUUGGCCAUGAUCGACAGAGAGAAGAAAGGGCUCAUCGCCGUCGCAGAGCUGAGAGCCAAGCUUACAAGACUGGGAGAAAAGCUCUCCGAGGAAGAAGUGGAUGACCUGCUAAAAGAAGCCAAAGUUGGACCAAAUGGAACAAUAAAAUAUGAAGAAUUUGUCCGCACCAUUAGUCUUCCUGCAGCUGACUACUGA
Rhea pennata is the source of this 624-nucleotide messenger RNA. It is a transcript of the gene CALML4, whose product is annotated as calmodulin like 4. The transcript is spliced from 6 exons. The record is from RefSeq and is a predicted model, not a curated record. Gene Ontology annotation, cellular component: myosin II complex. The coding region runs from base 1 to 624 and encodes 207 amino acids. Gene Ontology annotation, molecular function: calcium ion binding. NCBI's taxonomy places the organism in Eukaryota, Metazoa, Chordata, Aves, Rheiformes, Rheidae.